CUCCUAGCAGGGAGGGGCGCGCCGCCCUGGACUCGCAAGGCCUCGGCUCGGGAGCGCGCACGCCGUGCGUCCCAGGCUCGCUCGGGAUUCUCGCCUGGUGCCGCAGGGAAAGGCCAACUGUUUGGUCCGCCAUGUUCUUCUCCGCGGCGCUCCGGGCCAAGGCGGCAGGCCUCAUCGCCCAGUGGGGAAGACAUAUAAGGAAUUUACAUAAGACAGCUGUGCAAAAUGGAGCUGGAGGAGCCUUAUUUGUUCACAGAGAUACUCCUGAGAAUAACCCGGAUACUCCAUUUGAUUUCACACCAGAAAACUAUAAGAGGAUAGAGGCAAUUGUAGGAAACUAUCCAGAAGGACAUAAAGCAGCAGCUGUGCUUCCAGUCCUGGAUUUAGCCCAAAGACAGAAUGGAUGGCUGCCCAUCUCUGCCAUGAACAAGGUUGCAGAAGUUUUACAAGUACCUCCAAUGAGAGUAUAUGAAGUAGCAACUUUUUAUACGAUGUAUAAUCGAAAGCCAGUUGGAAAGUAUCACAUUCAGGUCUGCACUACUACACCUUGCAUGCUUCGAAACUCUGACAGCAUACUGGAGGCCAUUCAGAAAAAGCUUGGAAUAAAGGUUGGGGAGACGACACCUGAUAAACUUUUCACUCUUAUAGAGGUGGAAUGUUUAGGGGCCUGUGUAAAUGCACCAAUGGUUCAAAUAAAUGACAACUACUAUGAGGAUCUGACACCUAAGGAUAUUGAAGAAAUUAUUGAUGAGCUCAAAGCUGGCAAAAUUCCAAAACCUGGGCCAAGGAGUGGACGCUUCUCUUGUGAGCCAGCUGGAGGUCUUACCUCUUUGACUGAACCACCCAAAGGACCUGGCUUUGGUGUGCAAGCAGGACUUUAAUUUAUAUUCAACUGUAAAUAUGUUCCAGGAGGAAUAAAACAUGAAUCUUCUAUCUACAUAAA
Neofelis nebulosa (Clouded leopard) is the source of this 943-nucleotide messenger RNA. RefSeq names its product NADH:ubiquinone oxidoreductase core subunit V2 (gene NDUFV2). The coding region runs from base 132 to 881 and encodes 249 amino acids. Gene Ontology annotation, biological process: mitochondrial electron transport, NADH to ubiquinone. Gene Ontology annotation, molecular function: NADH dehydrogenase activity. The record is from RefSeq and is a predicted model, not a curated record. The transcript is spliced from 8 exons. Lineage: Eukaryota; Metazoa; Chordata; Mammalia; Carnivora; Felidae.